Molecule: messenger RNA, 1199 nt
Organism: Limulus polyphemus (Atlantic horseshoe crab)
Lineage: Eukaryota; Metazoa; Arthropoda; Merostomata; Xiphosura; Limulidae
Exons: 9
Coding region: 37-900 (287 amino acids)
Biological process (GO): CENP-A containing chromatin assembly
Cellular component (GO): chromosome, centromeric region; nucleus
Source: RefSeq, a predicted model, not a curated record
GGGGACGAGAUUUUUAGAAACAUCUUCAGUUUUUUCAUGGAUCAGUUAAGUAGGAAACUGGGCCAAAGGAGUCUUAGCCAAUGUACAGCAGAAUCAGAACUCCCCAAGGACAGUUUUGACACAUCUCUGUCAGAUAUUGAUAGACUAAAAAGAACAAUAGCAGAAUUGAAAGAAGAAAAUUCAUUGCUUAGACACAAAAUUGAAAUUAAGAAAGAACAACAAUUAAAAAGGAAGGUUCACAAGAACAUUUUAAUAGCAGAGCAAAGUAAAGACAAUGACAUUGAAACUCUGAAAAAAAGACUGUUGUUAACCAAAUACCUUUGUGGAAUAAACAUUUCAUCAUUCACCCGUGAUAUCUGUGGUUACAAUGAGGUGGAGAAGACCAGCAUGUGCCAGAUGUCGGGAGAUUGUAAUGGUCUGAAGUUUCAGACUGAAUUUCAGGUAGUUGAAGAAGAUAGGAAGAUUUGUCGAAUCAGUAAUCUGAAGGUGGCUGUUCAUGAAGAUGUUACAGAAAAUCUGGACAAAUUCACUUGGUAUCAAGAUCAGAAUUGUUUACAAGACUUUUUACACAGUUACCUUAAUUAUUCAGAAAGCUAUGCAAGCCUGAAUGAAUUAGUUGCAUUGUUGGAGUCACGCUUUCAAGAGUCCAUAGAAGUAGUAAAAAAGAACAGUAGAGUAAUGGUUAGGAUAUCCAAAAAAGGAGCAAACAGGGAACAACUUCAUAUUUCCUGGGAUUUUCUGGAAGACCAAGAUCAUGGCUACAACUGUAUCCUGGGGUCACCAAAUAUUGGUGAAUCAGAAAUGUCAACAAUGACUGAAAAGUUUCAACUAGCUGUAAAAGAUGUGGGACUGAAGGCUGCAAUUCUUGGUUUGAUAGAUUUGUUUUUAAAGACUGUGUGAAGAAAAGAUUAGCAAACAUUUCUACUUCUGUUUUCAAAAUCAAAGGAACAAUUUCAAUUAUUGAAAGAGCUUGUGAAAGAAUUUAGCCAUAGUUGUCUUUUUGAUAGAUUUAUUGAAGUUUUGAGGUUUAAUUUUUUUUCCUAUUUUGUAAAAGCUUUCCAAGUGUUUCAACAAUGAAAUGAAAGUCUUCAUAAAUGUGAACAAUAAAGUUUUUGCUUUUAAACUUAUGUGGCUUGGAUUAAAAAAUAAAGGAAUAUUAUGUAAUUAAUUGAAUUGAAAAAGUAACUUCAAAACUAAUA